GCUGUCUCCGCCUCAAUUCCUAAUAAUUUCCUCUGCCUUAAUGCACAUUCUCUAGAAUUGGCAAUAGCUAUCCUAGUUAGCUACCUCUUCUAUAAUUUCAAUAUAUCUAGUUAUAUACAUAUAUUUCCAUGUUAUAUAUUACUCUUCUAAGACCUAGCUAGUUCCAAUAUAUUCCUUCAGUGCAUGCUUCUGUUUCUGAAUAUAUCUCUUGGCCAAGAGUAUACAUACAUAUAUGUAUCAAUAUAUAUGUGAGAGUACUGUUGUUAUAUAUAGAGAGAGAAGAUUGGGAUUCUUGGCCAUGGAUUAAUAGAUUGAGCGACUUAUCCACCGCGAUGGCGAUGUGUCAUAGCAAGAUAGAUCAUCCAUCCAUCUUGCUAUCUUGUUAUUUAUAUGUUUAUUUUCUUUGCUUUGUUUGAAAUUCGGUUUCGUGACCUUUUUGAUAAUGUAUUGUCGAAAAUGGUAAGUACAUCCUGCUCAGGAAAUUAAAACACAAAAAAAAAAAAAAAAAAAAAAAGGUGAAGAAGAAGAAUCAUUGAAGGAAGGAUAGUUGAAGCAUGGUUUGGAAAGAAGAUAUGGUCCAUUUGAUGCUAAGGAGUUCCAAAGAGGAUCUCCAAAUGUGGACUACAUGGCUGCAACAAAAGCUACCCUGCUUAAGGGAGUAUAUUAGCAUAGCUGUGCAACUCCUUUUUGUAGUAAUAAUCUUACUUCAUUUUCUACGAAUGAGUCCUCAUUGGAUACGCAAUCGGAUAACAAAGUUAGCAGAUGAAGGCAUGGAAAAAUACCCCAGAAAUGGCGUGAGAUUCAGCACCAGUUACAUAUGCUGUGUAGUUUGUUCUCUUUCGUUGAUGGUGAUUCAUGGUAUAAAGCUUAUGAUAUUGGUAAAUGGAAGCGAGACAAAUUGUAACAGUGCAUUUGAAAUUUAUUCAUCAGAGACAAUGCUAAUGGUAUCUUGGGCAGCAUCCUCAGUAGCACUCUACAGGAUUGUGAAUAACAAGUCCAUCAAGUUUCCUUGGCUGCUUCGAGCAUGGUGGCUUUGCAGCUUCAUAAUGACCAUCUUUUGUGUGGCUCUUGAUACCCAUUUGAGAAUUAGAAAUCAUGGAAACCUUAGAGUGCAAGACUAUGUUGGAUUCCUCGGUCUCAUUCCAUCCACUUUCCUAUUUGGUCAUUCGAUUCGAGGAAAAACAGGCAUAGUUUUCCCUGUCUUGAAUGGUAUCGCUGAACCACUUCUUCAUGAAACUGAUAACAAGCAUCUAGAAAACAAAAGGGAAUCUCUAUAUGGAAAAUCUACUCUUCUCCAACUGGUUACAUUCUCUUGGCUCAAUCCCUUGUUUGCUGUUGGAAUCAAGAAACCCCUUGAUCAGGAUGAAAUCCCAGAUGUUUAUAUCACAGACUCUGCUGCAUUUCUCUCUCACUCCUUUGAUGAGUACCUCAAACACGUGAAGGAGACUGAUGGAGCCCCGAAUCCAUCCAUCUACAAAACAAUGUACUUAUUUGCUAGGAAAAAAGCAGCUAUUAAUGCAUGCUUCGCUGUCAUUUAUGCUGGAGCUUCAUAUGUAGGUCCAUAUCUGAUUGAUGACUUUGUAAAUUUUCUCUCUAACAAGAAUACUCGAAGUUUACAGAGCGGUUACCUUCUUGCAUUAGCCUUUUUAGGUGCCAAAAUGGUUGAGACAAUAGCACAAAGGCAAUGGAUUUUUGGGGCUCGCCAACUUGGCCUUCACCUAAGAGCUGCUUUGAUAUCACAGAUAUAUAAAAAGGGAUUAGUUCUAUCAAGCCAAUCUCGCCAAAGCCGCACAAGUGGGGAGAUCAUCAACUAUAUGAGUGUAGAUAUUCAGAGAAUCACAGAUUUCAUAUGGUACCUGAACAUAAUAUGGAUGUUGCCUAUUCAAAUUUCAUUAGCAAUUUACAUUCUCAACAGGAAUCUAAGUUCUGGGUCUUUGGCUGCAUUAGGUGCAACUUCAAUGGUGAUGGCCUGCAACAUACCAAUUACUAGAAUCCAAAAAAAGUACCAAUCUAUGAUUAUGGAAGCCAAGGAUAAAAGGAUGAAAGCCACUUCAGAAGCUCUUCGGAGCAUGAAAACUAUCAAACUUCAAGCAUGGGACAGCCAGUUUCUUCACAAUCUAGAAGCCAUGAGGAAAACAGAAUAUAACUGGUUGUGGAAGUCACUAAGAUUGUCAGCCAUUUCAGCUUUCGUAUUCUGGGGGGCACCAACAUUUAUCUCUGUGGUGACUUUUGGUGGAUGUCUUCUGAUGAAGAUUGAACUCACAGCUGGGAGAGUUUUAUCAGCUUUGGCUACCUUCCGAAUGUUACAAGAGCCUAUAUUUAACUUGCCCGAUUUGCUUAAUGCGACUGCACAGGCGAAAGUUUCAGCAGAUAGGGUAUCUUCCUACCUCCAAGAAGAUGAAAUUCAACAAAAUGCCAUCGAAUAUGUUCCAAAAGAUCAAACAGAGCUAGAUAUCGAGAUUGAAAAUGGAAAAUUCAGCUGGGAUCCUGAGUUGAGAAUCCCAACUCUAGAUAACAUAAACUUACAAGUGAAGAGGGGCAUGAAAGUGGCUAUUUGUGGGACUGUAGGUUCUGGGAAGUCUAGCUUGCUCUCAAGCAUUCUGGGAGAAAUACAAAAGAUUUCAGGAACAGUCAAGAUUAGUGGUACAAAGGCAUAUGUUCCUCAGUCCCCAUGGAUAUUGACAGGAAACAUCCGGGAGAAUAUUCUAUUCGGUAGUCAGUAUGAUAGUGUCAAGUAUGAAAGAACAAUUAAAGCAUGUGCUCUGGUGAAGGAUUUUGAGCUGUUCUCCGAUGGAGAUCUAACAGAAAUUGGCGAGAGAGGAAUAAAUAUGAGCGGAGGUCAAAAGCAAAGGAUACAGUUUGCACGUGCAGCUUACCAGGAUGCUGAUAUCUAUCUACUUGAUGACCCUUUUAGUGCUGUUGAUGCUCAUACAGGCACCCACCUCUUUAAGGACUGCCUGAUGGGUAUUCUCAGAGAAAAGACAAUACUUUUUGUUACCCAUCAAGUUGAAUUUCUUCCAGCCGCAGACCUCAUUCUAGUGAUGCAGAAGGGCAAAAUCAUACAAGCUGGGAGAUUUGAGGAGCUUCUGGAACAAAAUAUAGGAUUUGAAGUCUUGGUUGGUGCUCAUAGCCAAGCACUGGAGUCAAUCCUCAUAGUUGAAAAUACAGAAAGAACAUCUAAAGACUCAAUGAUCGAUGAUGAAUCCAACAUAGAUGCCCCUUCAAAUGAUGAACUUCUACAUACACGACAUGAGUCAGAGCAUAAUAUCUCCCUUGAUAAAGGAGAAAAAGCAGGAAAAUUAGUCCAAGAUGAAGAACGUGAAAAAGGAAGUAUUGGAAAAGAAGUUUACUGGUCUUAUUUGACCGCUGUAAAAGGUGGAGCCUUAGUUCCAUUCAUUCUUUUGGCACAAUCAUCAUUCCAAGUACUGCAGGUUGCUAGUAACUAUUGGAUGGCAUGGUCUUGUCCUCCUACAAGUGAGUCCAAGCCUAAACUGGGAAUGAGAAACAUAUUAUUUGUUUACACAUUACUUUCUGUUGCAAGUUCUCUCUGUGUUUUGUUGCGAGCCAUACUAGUAGCUAAGGCAGGACUUUGGACUGCCCAAAAACUCUUUAUAAACAUGCUGCACAGUGUACUUCGAGCACCCAUGGCCUUUUUUGAUUCAACUCCAACUGGAAGAAUCUUAAACCGGGCAUCUACAGAUCAAAGUGUACUAGAUUUGGAAAUGGCUAGCAGAUUAGGUUGGUGUGCCUUCUCAGUAAUACAGAUUUUAGGGACCAUUACAGUGAUGUCACAGGUAGCAUGGGAAGUGUUUGUCAUAUUUAUUCCUGUAACUGCAAUUUGCAUAUGGUACCAACAAUAUUACAUACCCACAGCUAGAGAACUUGCCCGACUAGCAGGAAUACAAAGAGCUCCAAUCCUUCAUCACUUUGCAGAGUCCCUAGCAGGAGCAGCAACAAUUCGUGCUUUUGAACAAGAAGAUCGUUUUAUCAAUGGCAAUCUUUGUCUUAUUGAUGACCACUCAAGGCCAUGGUUUCAUAAUAUGUCAGCAAUGGAAUGGCUUUCUUUCAGAUUGAAUUUGCUAUCUAACUUUGUUUUUGCCUUCUCAUUGGUCUUGCUAGUGACACUCCCUGAAGGAAUUAUUAAUCCAAGUAUUGCGGGGUUGGCAGUCACAUAUGGAAUAAACUUGAAUGUUCAGCAAGCUUCAAUUAUAUGGAACAUGUGCAAUGCGGAAAAUAAAAUGAUUUCAGUUGAAAGAGUACUUCAGUACUCAAAAAUAACUAGUGAAGCACCUCUAUUGAUUGAAGAAUGCAGGCCGCCAAGCAAUUGGCCACAAGUUGGAACAAUUUCCUUUAGAAACCUGCAAAUUCGUUAUGCUGAACACCUCCCAUCUGUCCUAAAGAAUAUUAACUGCACGUUUCCUGGAAAGAAGAAAAUUGGAGUUGUAGGAAGAACAGGAAGUGGAAAGUCAACACUGAUACAAGCUAUUUUCAGGAUUGUUGAACCUAAAGAGGGAAGCAUUAUAAUUGAUGACUUGGAUAUAUGCAAGAUUGGUCUGCAUGACUUAAGAUCUAGGCUGAGCAUCAUCCCACAAGACCCAUCAAUGUUUGAAGGAACAGUUAGAGGAAACCUCGACCCAUUAGGGCAAUAUUCAGAUAGUGAAAUAUGGGAGGCUUUAGAUAAAUGUCAACUAGAUUCUUUAGUGCGUGAAAAGGAAGAGAAAUUGGACUCCACAGUAGUUGAAAAUGGAGAGAACUGGAGCGUAGGCCAAAGACAAUUGUUCUGUCUUGGAAGAGCCUUAUUAAAGAAAAGCACCAUUCUUGUGUUGGACGAAGCAACAGCAUCCGUGGAUUCUGCAACUGAUGGAAUGAUACAAAAGAUCAUUAGUCAAGAAUUCAAAGAUCGAACAGUUGUCACCAUUGCUCACAGAAUCCACACAGUUAUAGACAGUGAUCUUGUUUUGGUCCUAAGUGAUGGAAGAAUUGCAGAAUUUGACACGCCCACCAAAUUGCUCGAGAAAGAGGAUUCGUUCUUUUCCAAACUCAUAAAGGAGUAUACACUGAGAUCCCAGAGUUUCAAUAAUUUGGCAAAUCAUACUUGAAUGAGUAGAUUGCAUGUAAUAACUCCUGCACUUUAGGUUUAGAACGGUGUCAAUAUGGCUCAAACACCCUUUUUUUUUUUUUUUUUUUUUUUUUUUUUCAAAUCGUCACCUCUGCAUUUUCUGAGAAUAUCAAAUAAGUCCUUCUGUAAUAAAAAAUUCUGAAGUGCAGGAGACUGAUUAGAAAAUGGUUUUUUGGGGCCAUAGUGACACCCACCUAAAGUACAGGGGUAUUAUAAGUAAUUAAACCAAAUUAAAUCAUAAUCAGCCAAUGUGUGUAAUAUGAUAGGACCAUGAAUUGUCAGUAUCAUAAUAGCAGAUAAUUGUUGUCCCAGCUAUGGUAGAAGAGAUAGGAUUGAGUCGCUUAAGUUAAACUUUCUAGCUCUAUUUGUUGCUUCUCUAGUAGAGAGUAAUAAACCCAAAAUCCCGAUAUAUAUUCUUUUCAAA
Ziziphus jujuba (common jujube) is the source of this 5543-nucleotide messenger RNA. RefSeq names its product putative ABC transporter C family member 15. Gene Ontology annotation, cellular component: vacuolar membrane; plant-type vacuole. The transcript has 11 exons. The record is from RefSeq and is a predicted model, not a curated record. Gene Ontology annotation, molecular function: ABC-type transporter activity; ATP binding; ATP hydrolysis activity. The coding region runs from base 555 to 5099 and encodes 1514 amino acids. NCBI's taxonomy places the organism in Eukaryota, Viridiplantae, Streptophyta, Magnoliopsida, Rosales, Rhamnaceae. Gene Ontology annotation, biological process: transmembrane transport.